CGGAACCGUGGUGGAGGCUGGAGCGGGGCGGCGGGAUGCAGCGACCCGGGCCCUUCAGCACCCUCUACGGGCGGGUCCUGGCCCCGCUGCCCGGGCGGGCCGGGGGCGCGGCCUCUGGCGGAGGCGGGAACAGCUGGGGCGUUCCGGGUUCCCACGUGCAGUUGCCGGGACGCGCGCAGUUCGGCGCUGGCAGCGCAAGUACAGCUGGCGGGGACGCUAGCAGCGUCUGCCCGGCCCCCUCCACGAUGUCCAAGGCCGAGGAGGCCAAGAAGCUGGCGGGCCGCGCGGCCGUGGAGAACCACGUGAGGAAUAACCAAGUGCUGGGAAUUGGGAGUGGUUCUACAAUUGUCCACGCUGUGCAGCGAAUAGCUGAAAGAGUGAAACAAGAGAAUCUGAACCUCGUCUGUAUUCCCACUUCCUUCCAGGCCCGUCAGCUCAUCCUGCAGUAUGGCUUAACUCUCAGUGACCUGGACCGACACCCAGAGAUUGACCUUGCCAUCGAUGGUGCUGAUGAAGUAGAUGCUGAUCUCAAUCUCAUCAAGGGUGGUGGAGGCUGCCUGACCCAGGAGAAAAUUGUGGCUGGCAAUGCCAGUCGCUUCAUCGUGAUUGCCGAUUUCAGGAAGGAUUCAAAGAACCUCGGGGAUCAGUGGCACAAGGGAAUCCCCAUCGAGGUCAUCCCGAUGGCCUAUGUCCCCGUGAGCCGAGCUGUGACCCAGAAGUUUGGGGGUGUGAUUGAACUUCGAAUGGCUGUCAACAAGGCAGGUCCUGUGGUGACGGAUAAUGGGAAUUUUAUCCUGGACUGGAAGUUUGACCGGGUCCACAAAUGGAGUGAAGUGAACCCAACGAUCAAAAUGAUCCCAGGCGUGGUGGACACGGGCCUGUUCAUCAACAUGGCGGAGAGAGUCUACUUCGGGAUGCAGGACGGCUCGGUGAACAUGAGGGAGAAGCCUUUCUAAACUGGCCCCGCAGGAGCGGAAUGUGUUCCCCUUGUGUCCCCAGCCCGCCGCCGAGGCGGACAUGCCUCUCCAGGAGCCUUUGCCUUAAUGUAUCUGUGCCAGGUGGACACUUGGCAGGGUGGGGGGUUGAGGGUUAAAUUUGGUCUUCUGAAGUAUUGUUAUUAAAUGUCUUUUUAAAAAGAGAAAUAUAAACAUAUAUAUUUUUACUAUUACAAAUACUCAGUUGUUUUUUUAUAAAGUAGAACUUGAUUUCAUGUUUUAUAUGAAACAUUUACCAAAAAAAAGGAGGACUGUCUUUUAAACUUUUAACUUGAGCCUGCUUGCUGGUUAUGGUGAAGCCUCUGAAUAUUGGGUUUGCUCAGAAAUGUAAAUCAAACUUUUCUUUAAACUGGUGAAAUGAAGGGCCCAGCCAGCAGUGAUUCCCUGAUGCCUUACUGGAAACACUGGAGUUUGUUUACUUUUCUACCACACUGUUUUAUUUUUAGUUUUUGUUGUGUACAGACGCACAGUGUGUAGUUACGUGUUGGAAGAUGUGAAUGACAAAAAGUCCGGUGAGUGUAGGGGUGUGGUGUGUGUGACUCAGAGUGUGUAGACCACCAGGGGGAAAAUAUGGGGGCUCUUUUGCUGAGAACAGGGGGUUCAUUCAGACCCCUCUUGUUGGAAGCCGUUGGCUAGAAGUACUUGCCAGUACUGCCAGAGCACUGCUGUGAAUCACCUUUAAAUGACUGUCUUUUCGUCGUUAAUAUUUUUUUUUUGUUCCUUUAUGGUUAUUUGCAUGGUUUGGCAUCAGAAGUUGUUACCUCUUUAUAUUGUUUGAAGGUUGAAAUAAAACAGUACGGUGACAUUUUGA
Molecule: messenger RNA, 1806 nt
Organism: Balaenoptera acutorostrata (minke whale)
Lineage: Eukaryota; Metazoa; Chordata; Mammalia; Artiodactyla; Balaenopteridae
Gene: RPIA
Product: ribose 5-phosphate isomerase A
Exons: 9
Coding region: 36-956 (306 amino acids)
Biological process (GO): D-ribose metabolic process; pentose-phosphate shunt, non-oxidative branch
Cellular component (GO): intracellular membrane-bounded organelle
Molecular function (GO): ribose-5-phosphate isomerase activity
Source: RefSeq, a predicted model, not a curated record